This is a messenger RNA of Bufo bufo (common toad), 2489 nucleotides long. Its product is annotated as moesin. The transcript is spliced from 13 exons. The record is from RefSeq and is a predicted model, not a curated record. Gene Ontology annotation, molecular function: cell adhesion molecule binding; actin binding. Bases 257 to 1999 code for a protein of 580 amino acids. Gene Ontology annotation, biological process: positive regulation of protein localization to early endosome; positive regulation of early endosome to late endosome transport; regulation of organelle assembly. Gene Ontology annotation, cellular component: cytoskeleton; apical part of cell; microvillus. NCBI's taxonomy places the organism in Eukaryota, Metazoa, Chordata, Amphibia, Anura, Bufonidae.
CUCGCUGCUUCUUCACAAGUUCGCCCGCGUUUACUGCCUGGGAGGAGGAGUCGGGUGCGGCGCCCUUGCUGUGUGUCAUGCCUUGGGUGUGGUUACACCAGAGACUUCACUGUUCCGUUAGCAGGAGAAUCAUCACAUUGUUACAGCGGCUCCCGGUGAUACCGCCAUCACCCUCCCCGUGUUAUCCAGCCUCAGCUGUAUGGAGAGAAGCUGAUAUCUACAAGGGACCAGUGCAAAGAAACUUCAGCCCGCCACAAUGCCAAAAACUAUCAGUGUACGUGUGACCACAAUGGAUGCAGAGCUGGAGUUUGCCAUCCAGCCAAACACCACCGGAAAACAACUCUUUGAUCAGGUUGUGAAAACAAUUGGACUUCGAGAAGUCUGGUUCUUUGGACUACAGUACCAAGAUACAAAGGGUUUCUCAACAUGGCUAAAACUCAACAAAAAGGUCACUGCUCAGGAUGUACGGAAAGAUUCUCCAUUACUUUUUAAAUUUCGUGCCAAAUUCUAUCCGGAGGAUGUUUCUGAGGAACUAAUCCAAGAUAUCACCCAGCGACUCUUCUUUCUCCAAGUGAAGGAAGGCAUUCUGAAUGAUGACAUUUACUGUCCUCCAGAAACUGCAGUUCUCCUGGCUUCAUAUGCCGUGCAGGCCAAAUAUGGAGACUUUAACAAAGACGUGCAAAAAACAGGCUAUUUGUCACAAGACAAGCUGCUUCCUCAGAGAGUUCUGGAACAGCACAAACUUACUAAAGAGCAGUGGGAGGACAGAAUCCAUGUCUGGCAUGAAGAACACAGGGGCAUGCUAAGGGAGGAUGCCAUUCUAGAGUACCUGAAGAUUGCUCAAGAUCUGGAGAUGUAUGGCGUUAACUACUUCAGCAUUAAGAAUAAGAAGGGCUCUGAACUUUGGCUAGGAGUGGAUGCCUUGGGACUGAAUAUUUAUGAACAAAAUGACAGAUUGACACCCAAGAUUGGGUUUCCAUGGAGUGAGAUCAGGAACAUCUCAUUCAAUGACAAGAAAUUUGUUAUCAAACCUAUUGACAAGAAAGCUCCAGACUUUGUAUUCUAUGCACCCAGAUUACGAAUCAACAAGCGAAUUUUGGCACUCUGCAUGGGCAACCAUGAAUUGUACAUGCGUCGUAGGAAGCCAGACACCAUUGAAGUCCAGCAGAUGAAAGCUCAAGCAAGAGAAGAGAAGCAUCAGAAGCAGAUGGAGAGAGCCCUCCUGGAGAAUGAGAAGAAGAAGAGAGAGCUGGCUGAGAAAGAGAAAGAAAAGAUUGAGCAUGAGAAGGAAGAAUUGAUGGAACGGCUAAGACAGAUAGAGGAGCAGACUAGAAAAGCCCAAGAAGAACUGGAGGAGCAGACAAGAAAAGCCUUGGAAUUGGAGGAGGAGCGUAGAAAUUCUCAGGAAGAGGCUGAAAAACUUGCUAAAGACCGCCAGGCUGCUGAGGAAGCCAAAGAAGCCCUAUUGAAACAAUCACAGGACCAAAUGAAAAAUCAGGAGCAGCUGUCUGCAGAGCUUGCUGAUCUGACCAGUAAAAUCAGCCAAUUGGAACUUGCCCGUCAGAAGAAGGAAAGUGAAGCAGAAGAAUGGCAGCAAAAGGCCCAGGCAGUGCAAGUCGAUUUAGAGAAGACGAAGGAUGAACUGAAGUAUGUGAUGACCACUCCUCAUGUGCAGGAGCCAAUACACGCAGAGAAUGAACAUGACGAUGAGCAAGAUGAGAAUGGUGCAGAGGCCAGUGCCGAUCUGAAAGCAGAGGCUACAUUGAAGGACCGGAGUGAAGAAGACCGAACCACAGAGGCAGAGAAGAAUGAAAGGGUCCAAAAACACCUUCAGUUGUUAAGCUCAGAGCUGGAAAUGGCCAGAGAUGAAACGAAGAAGACUGCAAAUGACCUUCUGCAUGCUCAAAAUGUGCUUGCUGGAAGAGACAAGUACAAGACACUUCGCCAGAUCCGCCAAGGCAAUACCAAGCAACGUAUAGAUGAAUUUGAAUCUAUGUAACACCCCUAUAAUACUCUUGUCUAUUUGACUCAUUGGUCUCCUUCCUUUCAAUGGCUCAGCUGGAACUGUUUGACCACUUUGAGUCAGGGUUUGAUGCAGUACAAUCAUAGGCCUGUAGUAUUUCACAUCUUCCUCUUAUACAGGAAGAGUGUCUUCAUAAACUUGGUCGUUCCAAGGUUAUUAAGCAGCCGGCCACAGAAAGCUCUUUCUAUUUCUCCUGUAUUUUUGAAAUAUAUUACCCCAAGUAUCUCCUCCUAACAAGCUUCUGCCAUAGUUAACAAUGGAGCUUUGUGUUCCUGUUAUGUUUUCAGUUUAUCAAGACCAAACUUUAAACAUGCUGUUGUCAUUGCCCUGGUAUUAGGUGCAUUCACAUCACUUGGUAUUGGGUGCAGAAAAAAAACUUUGAGAUAGGACAGCACCACUCACUGACGUACAUUAGUCCAUAUUUGGCAGCAGUGCUUGCGGUGUCAGGCCCCGGCCCUAGGGACCC